Messenger RNA from Guillardia theta CCMP2712, 1224 nucleotides. RefSeq lists its product as hypothetical. The transcript is spliced from 10 exons. NCBI's taxonomy places the organism in Eukaryota, Cryptophyceae, Pyrenomonadales, Geminigeraceae. The coding region runs from base 1 to 1173 and encodes 390 amino acids. The record is from RefSeq and is a predicted model, not a curated record.
AUGGGCCGUUCGGCGCGGGCACUGGGGAUGGCGGCAGCUGCGCUGGGAGCACUGGGGUUGUUGAUGAUCAUCGCAGGCUUGUCCCAUUACGGGAACAGGCAGAGGAGCACGCAAUUGCUUCAGAAGGCAGUGAUGAAGAAGCAAAUCAAGCUUGCCAAAGGACAGAAGCUCGACCAGGAAUACGAGGUUGAAGGAACCAUGGCGACCAACACCGAUGCAGCACCGGAGUCUGUCCCUCUGUCCUUCGAGCUACCCGUUGAGCUGCCGGAUCAUGGAGAGCCAGCACAGCCCAAUGUUAUCACCAUUGGACCAAGACCGCUCAAGGUUCCCGUAUGCAAGGAGUGCAUCGAGCAAGAGAAGAAGAUCAAGAAACUGGAACACAAGCUUGAGAAGGACAACGACAAGGCUAAGGACAUUCAGGAGCAGCAGAGGGAAAUGGUGGACAAGUAUGACAGAAAGAUGCAAACGGUCAUCCAGAAGAUCAAGGACAGGAUCUUCAAGAAGGGACAGCAGUACAAGGAGAUCGUGUCCCACCUCAAGACGAAGACUGGUCCUGAGGGCCCUCCUGGUCGCCCUGGCAUUCCAGGAGAGGACGGUGCUCCUGGCAAGCCUGGAAAUCCUGGACCUCAGGGCCCUCCUGGACCAAAGGGCAUCCCGGGUCCAAAAGGGCGUCAGGGACCGCAGGGCCCCCAGGGAGAUGAAGGAAUGCAUGGACCUGCUGGGCCUGAGGGACCUCCUGGCGACGAGGGCCCCCAGGGACCCAAGGGACCUCCUGGACCCCUCGGCGAGUCUGUUAGCAGGCUCUGCUCGGCCAUGGAAGGAAAGAUGUACCGCGGUAUCUGCUUCAAGGGUGCUCUCCUCGAAGAGAACGCGGACAACGUGCCUGAGAACUGCAAUGCUUUCACCCCGGACAUGAGGUUCACUGAGAGUGACGCCACUGCCCUGAUGUCUCUGUUUGCUGAUCGUCCCACUUGGGAUGAGAUCAACAAGAAUGCAUAUGGCGGACUCUGCGGCAACUUCAAAGCUUUCAUGUCCUUCGAGCAGCACGACGCACCCGUGGGAGUCUGGCUUAACCAGAACAGUUUCAUCUACAAUCCCAGCAACUUUCAGAGACCAAGAUGCCAGCUCUAUGGUGAUAAGACGAGCAUGGCAGUUUAUGCUUGUCAGUUGUGAUAAGCAAGCCUUUUUGCAUGUUGCUGUCGGUAUAAACAAUCAAACAUUUGC